Molecule: messenger RNA, 7808 nt
Organism: Acinonyx jubatus (cheetah)
Lineage: Eukaryota; Metazoa; Chordata; Mammalia; Carnivora; Felidae
Gene: TMEM232
Product: transmembrane protein 232
Exons: 15
Coding region: 4627-6636 (669 amino acids)
Source: RefSeq, a predicted model, not a curated record
UAAAGUUGAAAUAAAAAUGAAGAGUAGCAUUCUUUUUGAUCGCCGAGUAAUAGUCCAUUGUGUAUAUACACAUCUUCUUUAUCCAUUCAUCAGUCAUGGACAUUUGGACUCUUUCCAUAAUUUGGCUAAAUGCUGCUAUAAACAUUUAAAAGAAUGAAAUCUUGCCAUUUGCAAGAAUGUGGUUGGAAGUAGAAUGUAUUAUGUUAAGGGAAAUAAGUCAGUCAGAGAAAGACAAACGUGUGGUUUCGCUCACAUGUGGAAUUUAAAAAACCAAACAGAUGAACAUGGGGAAGGGAAGGAAAAAUAAGAUAAAAACAGAGAGGGAGGCAAACCGUAAAAGACUCUUAGAUACAGAGAACAAACAGAGGACUGCUGGAGGAGCCAGCUAAAUGGGUAAUGGGUGUUAAGGAGGGCACGUGGGAUGAGUACUGGGUGUAAUAUGUAAGUGAUGAAUAACUAAAUUCUACUCCUGAAACCACUAAAAAUAAUAAUAAAGAAAUGAAGAAUAACAGAUUAUUUUGACAGUUUUCCAAGAACUGGCACAAAAUAUAUUACCUGCUCAAUGAAAGUACAAAAAAAGCAGGUCAUUCAUUUAUAUCAAUAUUUUACUCAGAGACUCUUACAAUGAAUGAAUUUAGCUCCCAGAAUAAAAUGAAAAUCAUCUAUGCAGGAAUGCACCCAGCAAUAUUUAUUAAGCACUAAUAUAUGCAAGUCACUGUAUUAGGUACUAAGAUGCAGCUAUAUAUUUUCUCAAGGAUGGAAUUUGAAGAUAUUGAAAAUAUUUAUUUCUCAUGCAUAUAGGGACCAAGAAAAAGUUUUCCAAAUAAAUUUUAAUAUGUAAUAAGCCACGUCCUCCUAUACUUGCUUCUUUUUUAUAAUUUUCUUGGCUAAUCUGCCAUUUAGUCUUCCAAAUGAACUUUAAAAAAACAUUUAAUUCUUCACUCUCAUUCUUCUAAACACACACAGACACACACAUUUUGGGAUUCAAAGUGUACUCACAAAAUUUUUAUGGUUAACUUUAAGAUGCUAGAUUUUUUUCAUAUUCUUGAAAUAUUUCCUUCAGUGAUUCAACGAUUUCAUUUGCUUAGGUCUAUAUUUAUGCCAAUCAAUGUUCUGUUUCAAAAACAUAUAUUUCUAUUUGUUGAGAUCCAACAUUUAGUUUACAAUCUGCUUUGAGAAUCUUACUGAAUUCCUCCACCCCACAAUAGUGUAACAUCUUUAUUUUACACUUCUUUAUGAAAACAGAAGCAUCCCUACUCCUUUCUUGCACUUCAAUACUUUAACUUGGAUUACAGAAGCUAUAAACAAAUCUCUUUCAAAAUUUUUUUUGUGAUUUCAUUUUGUGGCCAAGGGAAAGUUUAUUGUUUAGGUAUAUCUGGUUUCAGAGCUCAACAUCAGUUUUUUCCAGUCACAACUUCUGCAUUUUUGAGUUCUUAACUUUGAUUAAUGUUUGGGUGAUGUGUUCUUUGAGUGGUUUGAGUAGUUUAAUCUUAAAGUGGAGGAGGAGGAAGGGAAGAAUUUGUGGAAUCUCCCUUAUAUAAACAUGUCCUUUAGUUGUCUUCCCUAUAGAAUUCAUGAGUGGCUACUUUUUUUUCCUGAAUGCUCUGCAGAAUCAACUGAUUUUUAUAUUUGAAGAAGAAUUUUUAUCCAACCUUUUAUUUUUUGUGAGUAAUGUGUUUAGUAGUUUGUAUUUUUAAUGCUUUUAAUAUUUUUCCUAGAUCUCAUGAAAUACAAAAAACCCCCAUCAAAUUGCAGUUUUUCCAUAUUUAUUUUAUUUUGAAUAUGGUAAGCACUUUUUUUUUUCUUAUUUCACCCAUCUUCCCAUUUAUCUCCCCUCUGGUAACCAUCAGUUUGUUCUCUAUAUUUAAGAGUCUGUUUUUUUGUUUGUCCCUUUUUCCCUUGUUCAUUUGUUUCUUAAAUUCUACAUAUGAGUGAAAUGACAUGAUGUUUGCCUUUCUCUGACUGACUUAUUUCACUUGCAUUGUAUACACUAGACCCGUCCAUGUUAUUGCAAAUGGCAAGAUCUCAUUCUUUUUUAUGGCUGAGUAAUAUUCCCGUGUGUGUGUGUGUGUGUGUGUGUGUGUGUGUGUGUGUAUCUUUAUCCAUUCAUCUGUUCAUGGACACUUGGGCUGCUUCCCUAUCUUGACUAUUCUAUAUAAUGCUGCUAUAAACAUGUAGUGCAUAUAUCUUUUCAAAUUGGUAUUUUCAUAUUCUUUGGGUAAAUACACACUAGUGGAAUUACUGGAUCAUAUUGUAGUAUUAUGUUUAAUUUUUUGAGAAACCUCUAUACUGUUUUCCACAGUGACUGCACCUAGUUUGCAUUCCCACCGACAGUGCAAGGACUUUCCUUUUUCUCCCCAUCUUUGCCAACGCUAGUUGUUUUUUUGUGUUCUUGAGUUUAGCCAUUCUGACAGGUAUGAGGUGAUAUCUCAUUGUGGUUUUGAUUUGCAUUUCCCUGGUGAUGAGUGACGCUGAGCAUCUUUUCAAGUGUCUGUUGGUCAUGUGGAUGUCUUCUUUGGAGAAAUGUCUGUUCAUAUCUUUUGCUGAUUUUUAAUUGCAUUAUUUUUUCAGUGGUGAGUUGUUUAAGUUCUUUAUGUAUUUCAGAUACUAAUCUUUUAUUGGCUAUGUCAUUUACAAAUGUCUUCUCCCAUGUAGUAGAUUUUCUUUUAGUUUUGUUGAUUGUUUCUUUUACUGUGCAGAAACUUAUUUUGAUGAAGUCCCAAUAGUUUCUUUUUGCUUUUAUUUCCUUUGUCUCAUAUCAAGAAAUAUGUUGCUAUGGCAGGAAUGUGGUAAGCAUUCUUAAUUUGCUAUCUCAACUAUAUUUUUCAUCAAAAGAUUUUUCCCUGCUAUACUUUAUUAUAAUUUAUAUCUUUGUUCUCUGUUUUUAGAACACAUUCUAUGUGGGCUGGGACUCUACGAUCUGCUUUCUAAGAUGUGUCUUUUACAGUAUUUCUCAGUUUUACUUUUAUUCUUACCCUCAACUUACUGAUCUAUUAGGAGGAUUGUGUUUCAGAGAAGCCUGGGAUCUGAUACUGUAAUUUCUUAAACUUUAUCAUUUUUUAGAAUUAAUUAAAAAUUUUUUUUUACAUUUAUUUAUUUUUGAGAGACAGAGAGAGACAGGUGGGGGAGGGACAGAGAUAGGAGACACAGAAUCCAAGCAGGCUCCAGGCUCUGAGCUGUCAGCACAGAGCCCGAUGAAGGGCUGGAACUCACCAACUGUGAGAUCAUGACCUGAGCCGAAGUCAGCCGCUUAAUUGACUGAGCCACCCAGGCGCCUCUAUAAUUAAUUUUUUAAAAAGUCUUUAUUUAUUAUUUUUCAAGCAGUUUUAGAUUCAUGCCAAAAUUAAGAGGAAGGUACAGAGAUUCCAUAUACUCCCUGUCCUCAACACAUGCAAAGCCUACCCGAUUAUCAACAUCCUCAACUGGAGUAGUAAUUUGUUACAGUUGGCAAACUUGGACUGACACAUCAUAAUCAUCCAAAAGUCUGUGGUUUAUGUUAAAGUUCACUGUUGGUGUUGUAUAUUCUAUGGGUUUGGACCAAUAUUUUCUGUUUUAAAUAUCAAAAUGUACUAAAAAAUCAAAAAACGUAUUUGGUGCUUAUUAUGAACAGAAAUAAAUCAGGAUUGAUGUACUUCAAGUUUACAUCAGUUACAUUCUCUUUUGAAGUUUUUGAUUUUUUAAUUUUUUAAAAUUUUUAUGAAGUUUUAAUUUUUUUAGGCAGUUAUUUCACCAGGACAAUACCUGCACAUUAGCUUUGAGUUUAAUCAGAAUUGCUCUUCCAUAUAGUGAACCACCUGUGAACAUUUGCAGAAUAUUUGAAGUUCCUCAUCCAUUGGUAGGUGGGAAUCUUAUAAGGAUUCAAAUUAAUUUUAUUGUAUCCUAUCUUUAAAAAUUAAUCAUUCUUUUGCAUUUAAAUUCGCCCUCUUGUGCUUAGUACAUACAAAACACCCUGGAUGCUUUGUUUACCCACUAUCCGAAAUAAAGAGGACAUUAGCAGGUUUAGAUUUUCUAUGUAAAAGGCGCUUAGGAACAACAGUUUGACUAGAAGACAUAACCUUCUAACGUACCCUUAUACAGCAAUCAUGCUGUUUUUAUUUACUUUAUUUUUUUCAUGUAGAUGGGGGACAUUGGGCCAGAUUUGGGAGGAGGCAGAUAAAUGUUGAGGAGACCCAAAAGCACUGCCAAGCCUCUUCUCACUGCAGCUACUGGCUGCAUAUCCAGCAUACAGUAUUUAAAACGAAUCAUUACCAUGUGCUUUAUCAUUGUAUUUUAAAGCUAACAAAAGUCUUUCACGCAUCAUUGCAUCUAUUCGUUGGAAACUAAACACAAACGUGGUGAAGGAGGGGAAAAGAAUGUGGAAUUGCAUUUAUAGGUCCUGAUUGGCUAAGCCCUGGUCAGCAGCUAAAAGAGCAUACUUCCGGCUCUAAAAGUAAAUUCCACAGCGUCCUUAGCAACUAGUCUCGAUCCCCAGCGACCCCGAGCACCACGUUGCAGGUGAACUGCCAAGCACGCAGGCAGCUUGCUGGAGCCAUUGUAGGAGCUGAAACAUAUCUCUCCAAUGUGUAAAGACUUUUUGUUUUGCUGCCCCACAUAAAUCUUUAGAUUCAAGGUUUAUGAUCUGUGACUAUGCCUGUCAACAAAUCACCCAUGAUUAGUAAAUUAGCAGUGAUAUCUUCCUCUUAUCAUGAAAAACUCUUGACGUUGAAUUUUCAAAAUUUAAGGAAAAGAAGGAGUAAUAAAUCAAAGCCAUCAUUUUCAAUCACAAAAGAAUUCAUCUUGAGAUUCAACGAAACAAAAAAUCCAAAAGAGAAGGAAGAAUUGUUGGACCUAGCUAGAAAAAAUAUCCUCAGAUGUAAGAGAAAAUUGGGUCUCAAAACCUUGGGCUCUGGGAAGCAUGUUCAUCUUCCUACUGCAUGGACGGAAGUAAUAUAUCUGGCUCAAUGCAAAGGAGAAAUCCAAGAUGAAGCUUUAAAUAUGCUUUAUGCUUCCCUGGACCAUGCUUCCUUUGAUUAUGAUCAUCUGCCUGCAUUAUUUUUUGUUGCGGAAUCAGUUUUAUAUAGACUCUGUUGUGAUGCAUUCCAAAAGGCAUACUUAUAUUCAAUUGAAAUAAAGCUGGCAAAGAUUGGCUAUUUGGUCUUUUUACGACUUUUUAUAUAUUUCCUGCAUGGUCACCUAGGAACUUUUAAACAACAUUUACUUAGGCUUCAACCAUAUUUAUACGCACUUUCUUUCUCUGGAGGGUCAUAUUACAAGUAUCCAAACAUCUUGUCAAAUAUGCAAUUCAUUCUGAAAACCAUGGAAAUAAUAUGUAAAAGAGAACUCCCUUCUGGAUCAAUUUUUAACCCUGUCGAAAACAAGAAAAGCUAUAAGAACAUAGAUUCGGAUAUGGAACAUUUGCCAGUUAAUCAGGGAGGACACGAAGUUAACCACCUGCUCUGGCACUGUGUGGCUGCCUGGUCAUGUGUUCAGAAGAAUAGUCCUCGGUUGAAUAAGGUGCUUGAACAUCUCAUCUUUCAUAAAAUGCAGCUUCAAAAGAAAUGCUGGUUGGAUUCAACACUGGCUUUGCUGGUCCUUGGGGAGGCUGCCAAAUUAAACAUGGCCUGCUUGAAAGCUUUAAUGGAAUUAAUGAGAGAUUUUCUUUUAAGCGUUAUGUCUGUUCAAAAUCAGGUAACAGAAGAAAGCUGCAAGGUAGAUGAUGUUUCCUGGGCCUGGAAUGUCGUCUACAUAUACACAACAAUUCUUGCAGAAAUUUGCUUGUAUGCAGCCACUUCUAAUUUGCGAAAAACUGCUUUUAUUGGUUUCUGUGUCUGUACAAGAUCACAAAAAGACAUUUUACUCAUGGAUAAAUCAGAAGAACCACCUAAAUUGAAGGAAGCAAGUAUUUUAGGUCUUUUGGACUAUUUCUCUUCAAAAAUGUCAGAUAAUUGUAAUCCAGUGAUAUGGAUUGGAUACUAUGGCUUAGUGUAUAACCUGGUGAAAAUGUCAUGGGAACUUCGGGGAGAUGAUGAGCAGGAUGGAUUUAGAAACAAAAUAUUACAAACAUUACAGAAGACCAAGGAUCAUGAGAAAGACAGGCGAAUCCAUAAUGCAGUAAAUAUAGCUCAGGCUGAGGUAAAUGACCCAACUGAUCCCUUCACUAAUUACAGUGCAAAAGUCUCAUCAAAUGUAGGGGAUGAAAUUUUCUCUAAAUAUAUAGGAUGGAGAAUUGCCACUGCUCUUUCCAAACUACUUUUCCCCUCCAUCGAUGCCUACGUUCUUCCUUUGAAAAAACCAUUGACAAAACAGGAUCAAAUGAAAUACCUGAACAAAAAGGAUUCCGUGAAGAGAAGAGUUGUACAUGUUACUAUAAGGGAACAUCCUUCUUUAUCAGAACUUCCCAUGUUUUCUUAUCCGGAUUUCUUCACCAGAGCUGAUGAAGAAUUGGCAAGAAUAAUUGACCAUCAUUGGCAGGAAGAGCUAAAGAUCCGACGGAAAGAAGAUGCAAUAUGCGAGGCCCAAGAAUGUAAAGACAAAGAGUUAGAGGAAAAAAAUCACUUCAGAGAAAUUAUGAAGAGAAGAGAAGAGAAACUACACAAGCAAACCAAACCCUACGAGCUUCCUCCUAGGACUGAAGUAAUUUCAUUAGAAAUAAAAUGACCCCCCCACCCCCGCCCCAAAUUGAAGUCCAUAAUGCCAGAAAUUCAUUGCAUGAAAGAGACCAAGCUAGCUAGAUAUUAGGAAAAAUUUCUUCUAAUUAAUUGGAAGCCAUUUCUUAGGAGUUGUUAUCCUGGUGCAGACUCUUUAAUAGUUCUAUCUUAGUCCUAAAUUAGCAGCUCUUAAUCACAUUUGAGUGAAGUGAUUUUACUAGUUAAACUUUUCCAAGAACACGGCUAGAGCUUUUCCUAAUUGACUUUUUUCUUGUGAUCAUAUAGCAUAUUUAAUCAAUGAUUCUCAGAGUAUUGAUUUUUCAUCAGACGGUUAGAUGGAAGUGAAUUACAAAUUAUUAGUCACAUUUAAGGAUUAUUUCUCGAAAACAGAAUGAGCACCAACUGAUACUCCUAUAUUACUUAUUAUACAAAUAAAAGAAGUAAGGCACUUGCUUGGAUUUGUAUUUCAUAGUCAAUCAACACCACAUCAAACUAUAUGUCAGAAACUUGAAUUUGAUAUACUAUAGAAGAUAUACAAAUCUGGAGGGGCCAGAUAUCUCAGAAUGAUUUGGUCUUUAGCACAUACCAAAGGAGACCCCUGAUUGACAGUGGUUUUACUUUGCAAGAUGAGUUUAUGAGGAUGGAUGUGGAUGGUCCUGGAAGGCACAGUAACACUUACCAGAGGGAUUCAUCCAGUUAGAAGUCAUUUUUUAAAAGGCACUUCACUUCCUCUGAAGCUCUCAAUCUAUGGGUAAGAGUAUUGGGUUGGGAUUCCUGUGAUGGCUUACAUUCCUUUUCUGAAAAAUAUAGAUAAUAAUCACACCUCAAUUUCACACAGGUGACUUGCUGAUACUCAAGAGACAGUUAGCUUAUUAGGGAUAUUAAACUCAAAUGCCUACCAGCUCCAGAAGGUAACAGAAGUUACAGAGUGAAAGGGGCUAUGGAAUACCUACGCUAUAUAAAGAAAGUUCCUAGCACUCGGCUACACUCUGCAAUGUAUGGUCAGUAAUACAGGAUCAUACAGUCUUUCCAGAAGAAGUUCUCAAAUAGGAUUAUUUUUUAAAAUAAAAGUUGCUAGGGGUACCUGGGUGGCUCAGUCAGUUGAGCAUCUGACUUAGGCUCAGGUCAUGAUCUCACGGUUUGUGGGUUGGAGCCCCGCCUCGGGCUCUGUGUUGACAGCUC